Peronospora matthiolae is the source of this 2661-nucleotide messenger RNA. The record is from the annotation of a GenBank genome assembly. Lineage: Eukaryota; Oomycota; Peronosporomycetes; Peronosporales; Peronosporaceae.
AUGCCGCCCAAGACCUCGCACAGUCGGCCACCCGCGCAAGAGAAAGCGGACAAGCGCCCGCGCAUUCGUCCACCGUCUCUCUCGAGCGCUGGGCACGUCGCCCAGAGUGUUGCAAGGACGUGGAGCUCGUCGAACGACCGCUAUCUACGUCGGAAGAAGCGCGAACAAAUGCACGAAAUGAUGGCGUUACAAGAGAUGAGAAUGGUGCAGCCAGAGUCUAGAGAUGGACCCAAAGAAGAGCGAGACGAGACGAUGGAUCCUGUCGCUACGUUGCAGCGGCGGACGGAGCAGUUGACAGCUGCAAGGCAAAGGAAUCCAGCAAUGGACGCAGAGGAGUCCCAAAAUAUGGACGAUGGUGGUCGUACAAAUGAGACCAGCUCGAUACAUAUGGACGAUGAAAAGUGUACCAGUCCGACCAAUUCAGUGAAUUUGGAGGACGACGGUCGUACAAAUGACAAUCGCGGAAGCGCUGCAAACGAUGACGAUGCAUUGGAGCUGCGGUCUCCUGAUUGGCGCGCGUCCAUGCGGUCGCCGAUCGAGACAAGUAUGAGGCAGACGCUGCACGAAACGGCAGCAAUUGAUCCGAACCUGGACAAGAGCGCGGUCACUGUAGCCAUGUCGGUGCAGGCGACGAAACUCGUGCCUCGUGGCAUCGCACAGAGUAGUUCGUCAGCGUCUACGCGAAAGCGGAUGAUUUCCUUCUCUCCUGACUGCUCGCCGCGGGUCGAGGAUCAAGCUCUGGCACUGAAGAAACUGGAGAAGAAUAUCAAGACAAACGAGAAGCUGCAGCAACGGCUUAAGGCUCCAACGCCCGUCAAGUCGCCUGCGCUCUUGCGAACAUCGUCUCCUGCAGCAACAGUCGCAUCACAGGCACGGCGUUCGAUGAGUUUUACGAGUCCACUGGCUCGACGACCCAUGACAUUCCAGAGUCCGUUACGACGCCAAGUGGCGACGUUUACGAGUCCGUUGGCGCAAAGACCGGCCUUUCAAAGUCCUCGUACUGCGGUGUCGUCGUGCUCACACUCUGUUAGUCGAACAGAAGAGAUUGAUUACAAGAGGACACAAGAAGAUCGAAAGCAGGACGUGGAUGUAUCGUUGGUGGAAGCGUUAGUUCCUGAUCCUAGCUUUGCAUCAAACGACGUCAUAGCGAAGGAAGAAGUUGUGUCGACAGUGGCUAGUGAGCAAGAUUGCACUGCAGAGGACGAGGAUGCAGUGCUCGUACAGUCACAAGACGAGGUGGGAUUCUCACAAGAGUCUGUGAGAGUUAUGUCAGAUACGCUCACACCUUUGUCCCAAGAAAGCUGCGAAAGUAACGCAUUUCAGGCAGAACUAGACACGACGUCAGCAGAGUCGAACACUUCUUCCAGUGCGUUCACAAGCACUUCAGUGAUCGGAGACGUCGGCUUAUUCAAUUGCGAGACAGACGUAGAGUACACAGGUGGAGUGUACGGUGAAGGAACCGACGGGAAGGUCACCGCUGCUGUGAUCAAUGGACAGAAGAUAGCACUGAAGCGCGCCAAGCCGCAUGAUGGGUUUCCUGAGCACGAAGCAAAACGCCGGGCGGCACUCGAAUUGCAUUAUUUACGCCGAGUGCGUCAUAUGAAGGGCUUCUUACGAUGUCUUGGCCUGUGUGAUGCCAUCGAGCACACUUGCAUCGCAUUAGAGGUGAUGGACUGCAAGCUGAGCGAUUAUUUAAGACGAUAUGGCGUAAACUCAGGCGGGUCCAAGCACCGUCGAUAUACGUUGUCGUUUGAUGACACAAAGGCGAUGCUGAAACAGAUCUGUCUACCUAUGAUUACACUCCAUGAAGAGAUCAAUAUCGCUCACGGUGAUUUGGCUUGUCGAAACAUUCUCAUGCGUACGCCUCCAGAAGGGUAUGAGCAGAGCUGGGAGCCCGACAUUAAGCUUUCCGAUUUUGGUCGUAUCAAGCUGCCGUCGGACGAGCCCAAGAUACUGGAUAGCUCGUUCAGUUUCCACAAGAAUUGCGAUGUUGGUGCGUUUGGGCGUGAAAUCUUGUACCGAUUGCUGGUUGGCGAGAUUGUCCCGAAAGAGUGUGUGGAGACACGUAGCUUGCACAAGCUACUGCAAGAUGUUAUCGUGAUGCAGGUGCCUGACGCUGCGAAGGCUCGCCUCGGUCCGUAUUUGAGUUUGUUCAUGCGCUGCACAGCCUGGGGGGUGCGCCCAACUUUCCGUCGAAUCUAUGAGCACCUAGAUGAUCUAGAGCACUUUGACACCACCGAGAAUGGACUGUUUCCGCUGAAGCCAACAGGCAGCACGGACGCGACUUUUAUGUCGCCGGUCGCUGAAGGCAUGCGUCACAAAACUACGGCAUCUGGCACCUCGAGAGCAUACAAGCGCGAUACCCCGACAGGCUCCGGCCAUCGACUUUUGGGGCCAAAGUCGCGAGUGUCCUCUUCUAGAAGCUGCAUCGAAGCAAGUGCGCCAUGUGCAAAUAAGCCUGUGAACUGGCUCAAAACACGAUCAGUAGUGGUUCAGCGAACUGUUGCUCAACAAGAGCUGACACCAAUUGCACCUCCUGUGUUGAUCAAGAAAAGGAAAAAGACUCCACCAUCAGCUGGUACCGGCGCGUCAAGGCGCUCUCUCCAGAUUCUCAACCAGAUUCAGCAUAGAACGACCGAAAAAGGUCGCAAAUCGACCUGA